AUUCUAACAAAAAACGCGCAGCGUACAUAGUAAAAAAAGUAUAUUUCAGAAAAGUAAGUGCUUGUUGACAGUCGGACUUUCACGUGGUUGCUUCAUCAGUUUUUAGAGUAGGUCCCAAAAAUGCUCCUUACGGUCAGUGCUGAGGAGUUUGCAGAGCUGGCUGCUCUUCUGCGGCUCUUCGAAGAUUAUGAGUGGAUGUAUAACAAGUCAACUAUUUUAAAGGUAUUUCCUGUUUCUUCGGUCUUCUCAUCCUGAGACUCUGAACGAAGAGUAAAUGGAAGGACGGAGGAACAAGAAAGAAGUUAGUUGUUUUGUAUGCUUUGAGCUCUAACAAGAGGCGCGAGGCUUGGACGCAGCGUCAUUCGUCAUCUUACGGCUAAGGCAGUAUACACGCAACUGAAUCAACUCUCUCUGUCUGACUUCAUUCUUAUAACUCAGUAGCUAGCUGCUAGCCCAGUCACUUAGUUACAAGACGGCGUGCUCACUCUAAUCAUCGAAUGCGCAGAGAAGGAAACGGGGGGACGCAUUGAGUAUUUGAGUUAAUUUAAGACACAUGGUGUUGCUUAUCUGUGUGCCUAUGAUAUUAAGAAAGUUCGCUCAUGGUCGUUGGCCUUCUUGUACGUGUCGCAAAAUAGUCCGUCAGAGUCAGUCAUGAUCUUACAAACGUUCGUUGCGCAGGUUAACCGGUCGCGAUUUCUGGGGAUGGGUGGACUGGGCUCAGAACCAGCGCUCGAUGAGCGACUCUCUGUUAAGGCAGGUACUGAAUUUGAAACGACUUGCCUCGUCAGUCACUCCGAGUUGAAUUGAUCGCUUAUAAUUUCAGCAGAACCUCUACUCUAGGGCUUCUAAAGUUCGAGCUCUUACUGGACGACGCCGAAAGCAUAAGAGGGAUGAAAACGAGCGGAAAAUACAUCGUAGCAGCAAAAGGUGAGGCUUUCCCUUCAAAGUCGAUGGGUGAAUCUGGAAGCCCAGUGUGCCGCUCUGUCUCAAAUUAAGGUCGGAGACGUUUCCUUUUUCUCUCAUUUCUGGAUUGGAAAAGUUUACUAAUGGUUGGGAAGCUCACUAGGCAUGGAGCAGCGUGGACUACUAACAGUGUCUUCGCCUCUAAUCAGAAUCUUCAUCUUCAAGCUCCAGCACAUCGUCCAUGACGAACGCGGCGUCAGUCUCGUACCUGGGUGCAUCGCCGCCAUCGCCGGAGCUGCCGAUCAUGCAGCCGACGCUGCGCCGCCCGGCCUCGGGGACUAGUCUGGUUGUGGAGGUGAGUGAAUCGCCGCAACCAACACCAAAACGCAGGCGAACUACAUUCGCAGAAGAAGCUGACUAAGGGACUAUACUAACUUUUGCUAAACUGAGAGUAGAAGUAGGUCAGGGCCAAGGCUCCGUAGAUUAUAAAGUCAGUCUGGACACAGAUACUCCCUGGUCGUUCGCCAUCAAGUACUUUGGAGCCAAGUAUGUAGUGCUUGCGGUCGUCAUAUCUAGAUCUACAACAUGCCAGCUUCUAACUCUCGGUUGUACUUCUCGACGCAGAAACAGGGGAGCCAUUUGUUAUGGACACAGAAUGAGGUAGUGCCUGACUUUCUUAGCAAGUUUGCUACACUCAUUAUCUGCGUCGUAUUGGAUGAGGACUAAUUAUCGCUGCUCCUGUCUUGUUUGAGAAAGGUGCAUUGAGAGGGGUCCUGCUUCGAUCUUUCUAAAUUAAGAACGGAGCGAGUUACGUUCUUGGGGUCUGCAUAGACAUGGGCUGGCGCAUCAGCCUCGUUCUGUUUUCGAAGCCAGCGAGGAAGAAUAUAUCGCUCGUAAUCGUAGGUGCACAGUGUUUCUUGAUCUUGGUUUCCGUAAGCAUUUGGCAUUACCAUUAAGUAUACUAAUAUCAGAUCGUCGCUGCUUGCAGCAACAAUUUACAAACUGAGCGCGUGGCUGAACCAGUGCCAGAAGUUAUAUCUUUCAAGUUCGUGGACCUGGACACUCAAACUCAUAGUAGUAGCGCUUCGACGUGUUUGCUUCUGCAUUAAAAUAAAUUGAUGGAGUGAAAGUCUCAACUUUCCAGAUUUGCUUGUUGCAUAGUAGGACUUGCUAAGUGAGCACGAUACAAAAAGAAAAGCACGCUACUCAUGCAGGAUGCACUCAUAGUUUCGGUCGUGAUAUCAAGCUAUACAUAGCGAAUGAGACAGUGAGCCCCUUUUUUUGGCAUAUUGUGAUUG
Amoebophrya sp. A25 is the source of this 2201-nucleotide messenger RNA. The record is from the annotation of a GenBank genome assembly. Lineage: Eukaryota; Dinophyceae; Syndiniales; Amoebophryaceae.